AUGCAUAUGCCCGCUCUCUUCAAUCUUCUCGCUCUAAUUUCUAGAUUGAAGAUUCACGCUCUGCUGCUCCUCCUCGCGCUAAUUCCGCUCGCCGCAGCACAGCCGUGGAGAAAGUGCGGCACAAUCAAUGGCACCUACUCGGCAGGCAGCAUAUACGAGAGCAACCUCGGAUACCUCCUCCGCACCCUCCGCGAGAACGCCUCCUACUCGCCGUCCCUAUUCGCCUCCGGCACUUUCGGCGCCGCGCCGGACACUGCCUGGGCCCUGGUUCUCUGUCGUGGCGACGUCAGCGCCCCCGACUGCUACGACUGCAUCACCAGGGCCGGUGGGGACGCGGCCACAGCCUGCAACCGCAGCAUGGACGUGGCCCUCUCCUACAGCCCGUGCUACAUCCGCCUAUCCAACCACCACGACUUUCUCGACCCCACCACCAACUCCGGCGAGGUAUAUCUCCAUAACAGCGCCCACAUCACCAUCACCGACGUCCAUGGAUACCAACAGGCGGUCACCAGCCUUCUUAGCGCCACGGUGCAGUAUGCGGUGGACAACUCCUCCAGGCUCUUCGCCACGGGGCAAUGGGUAGGGCCCGACCCAGGGUUCCGCAAUAUCUACUCGGUGGCGCAAUGCGCACCGGACCUGUCGCCGGUGCAGUGCCGAAACUGUCUGCAAGGCCUCGUGGGCAAGUGGUGGACCACGUUCCACUACAUGAAUUUGGAGGCGGCGGGCAUCGCUGGUCCGAGGUGCACCUUGAGGUCCCAAGUGUCCCCGUUCUACAUUGGCAGCGCAAUGGUGCAACAGACCAAGGCGGCUGAACCGGCGCCAGCUCCAGCACCGACGGCUGCUACGAGAGGUCAGUCGAUCGGUAGCAAGAGGGCCGUCAUGAAGAUUAUGCUAAUAGCAGCUGCAACCUUGCUAUUCCUAUGUAUUUAUAUGCUGACAUGGCAUAGAAAAGGGAGAAGGCUAUGGUUUAUCCUGUGCAACAAGUCUAGUAGAAACAAUGAAAAUAAUUACGAGGCCAUGAUAGCAUCCUAUGGAUCCCUAGCUCCAAAACGAUACAUGUACUCAGAUGUAAUGAAGAUAACAUCUUCUCGCAGCAAUGAGCUUGGAAAAGGUGGUUACGGCGUGGUUUUCAAAGGAAGACUUCAUGAUGGUCGUUUAGUUGCUGUGAAAUUCUUGCAUGACUCCAAUGAAAAUGGGGGCGAGUUUGUGAAUGAGGUUAUGAGCAUUGGCAGGACCUCACAUGUUAAUGUUGUUACCUUAUUUGGGUUUUGUUUGGAGGGAUCAAAACGAGCUCUUAUAUAUGAGUACAUGUCCAACAGUUCCUUGGAUAAGUUCAUUUACUCAGAGGACCCCAAAGAAAUUUUAGGAUGGGAGAAGCUCUAUGCAAUAGCACUCGGGAUUGCUCAUGGCCUCGAAUACUUGCACUAUAGUUGUAAUACACGCAUCGUCCAUUUCGAUAUCAAGCCUCAAAAUAUCCUUCUGGACAGUGAUUUUAGCCCCAAAAUUGCUGAUUUUGGUCUAGCUAAAUUGUGUCAUACGAAAGAGAGUAAGGUUUCAAUGACUGGUGGUGCUAGAGGAACAAUUGGAUUCAUUGCCCCAGAAGUUCACUCUCGAACCUUCGGAGUGGUUUCAACAAAGUCAGAUGUUUAUAGUUAUGGAAUGAUGUUGUUGGAGAUGGUUGGAGGCAGGAGAAAUGUAAAAUCAAUUGUUGAAAAAUCUAGUGAAAAGUAUUUCCCAGAUUGGAUUUAUGACCACUUUUCUCAAGAUGAAGGUUUACAGGCAUGUGACAUCACAAGUGAAACUGCGGAGAUAGCUAGAAAGAUGACAUUAAUUGGCCUAUGGUGCAUACAGGUAUUACCUAUGUAUCGCCCUACUAUAACACGAGUUUUGGAAAUGUUUGAGAGAAGCUUAGAUGAACUGGAGAUGCCACCAAAGCAGAACUUCUGUGAACUAGUGUAA
This is a messenger RNA of Triticum aestivum (bread wheat), 1959 nucleotides long. RefSeq names its product cysteine-rich receptor-like protein kinase 10. Gene Ontology annotation, biological process: protein phosphorylation. The record is from RefSeq and is a predicted model, not a curated record. Gene Ontology annotation, molecular function: protein kinase activity; ATP binding. The transcript is spliced from 3 exons. Lineage: Eukaryota; Viridiplantae; Streptophyta; Magnoliopsida; Poales; Poaceae. Bases 1 to 1959 code for a protein of 652 amino acids.